This is a messenger RNA of Haliotis rufescens (red abalone), 633 nucleotides long. RefSeq lists its product as uncharacterized. The coding region runs from base 76 to 438 and encodes 120 amino acids. The transcript is spliced from 2 exons. The record is from RefSeq and is a predicted model, not a curated record. NCBI's taxonomy places the organism in Eukaryota, Metazoa, Mollusca, Gastropoda, Lepetellida, Haliotidae.
UUUGGAGAAACAGCUACUCUGACUUGGAAUUUGCAUGGGUCUCGAAACAAAGAUUUUUUUAUCAGAAACGAUUUUAUGAGAGAAAAUGUGAUUCACUUCACGAACUACAACAAAGUCAAUAUUACUAGAAAGAAAUCAAGAGUGGAAUUCACUGGAAACAUAACAUCCUCAGGAACUGGUCUCUUCAGCUUCGUGAUCAGUAGCGCUGACGACCAUGACUUUGGUCAGUACAGCUGCUACCUUGGUUCACCACAACGUCCAGGAACAAAGAUUCCCAACUGUGGGCAACAGCUAGUUGUGAUACGAGUUCAAGAACCUUAUAUCGAGGGCCCGGAAAAGGCAUCCUUUGGCGGUUCUGUUAAUCUGACAUGCAACACCUUUCUGAAAAGUUACCCCAGUUUGAACCUGCCCAUGUCCUUUGUCUGGAUGAGGAACUGAAUGAGUGUGGAGAAUGGAGGCAGGCAUCAGUUGGUUUCUGGUAGCAGGAGAUGUAGAGGCGGGCGAUGCAUGAACAGCACUCUGACUAUCGUUGGCGUGACAAGGAAGGACAGAGUAGACAUAUACUCUUGUCAGACAGUGGUCGGGGACAAUAUACUCACAGACCAGAGUGUGGAGUAUGUCCUUGGUGUGUCA